Molecule: messenger RNA, 912 nt
Organism: Salvia hispanica
Lineage: Eukaryota; Viridiplantae; Streptophyta; Magnoliopsida; Lamiales; Lamiaceae
Product: WUSCHEL-related homeobox 11-like
Biological process (GO): adventitious root development
Molecular function (GO): DNA-binding transcription factor activity; DNA binding
Source: RefSeq, a predicted model, not a curated record
ACCAUUGAUGUCGACACUAGUGAAGUUAAAUUCCCUCUCCAUUUUCUCCAAAAACCUCAAUUAAAAAAAAAAAGGUUAGAGAUGGAAGAUCCAGAGCGCGCCACCGGCUCCCGGCAGCAGCACAACGGCGAGGGUGAGCAGCCGGUGCGGUCGCGGUGGGCGCCGAAGCCGGAGCAAAUCCUAAUCCUGGAAACCAUCUUCAACAGCGGCAUGGUGAAUCCCCCCAAAGACGAGACCAUCCGAAUCCGGAAGCUUCUAGAGAAGUUCGGAUCCGUCGCCGACGCCAACGUCUUCUACUGGUUCCAGAACCGCCGCUCCCGCUCCCGCCGCCGCCAGCGCCAGGUCCAGGCCGCCGAACAACCACCCCCGCCUCCGCCCCAAAUUCACUACGAUCACACCUUUGCACCUGCUGCCUUAACACCUAAUUCCAUCUCCUACAGUAUGUUCAAUUCCGCCUCGUCUUCGUCUUUCACAAUCGACGCUGAUAAUUCGGGCUGCGGUUUCGGGUUGUCGGGCUACCCGGGCCUCCCGCAGGAGUUUGAGCAAAACCCCAUUUUCUGCCCAGCUGAAGCUCCCAAUCCCCAAAUCCAAUCUCAAAUGAUGACGGUGUUGAUCAAUGGCGUGGCGACGGAGGUGGGGAGAGGGCCGGUGGAUAUAAAAUCGAUGUUUGGGGCGGAUGUGGUGAUGUUUGAUUCGUCGGGAUUAGCAGUGGAGAUGAACGAGUACGGAUACGUGGUGCAGGGUUUGGAGCACGGUCAAAGCUACUUUCUGGUUCCAAGGAUUCCUUGAGUUUGAAUUGGGAGAUUCCAUAUCAUAUAUUAUAAAGCGACAUUAGAAUUAUACCUUCAUAUUGUAAUUUUCUAUUUUUCAUUACUAUAUUGUUCUCCUUCCUUUAAUUAAAAAAAUAAAUAU